AAAAACAGCAAGAAAGAAAAAACACACUCAGUCCAAACAAGAACGGAAGGUUCACAGCCAGAAAAGUUAGACCGAUGAAGCAGCAGCAGAAACGUGCAUAGCCAGAUAUUUUCUACUGUUACACAUACACACAUCAGAAACUGUUUCACGAAGAAUUCUAUGCUACUACUAAAUAAUUAAAAUAAUUAAUUAAUUGCCAUCAAACAAAUGCAACGGACCAACGCCAUUUAAGUGAUACAACAAAAUAUAAUACAAAUAAAAGUUUAAACAACAUAAGUGCUGUGAUUUCCACUACAAAACAACAACAACAACCAAGUAACAAGAAAUGUUAAUUUAAACUGCAAGCAACAAGAAUCCAAUGAAGAGAAUAUAAAAUUCGAAGCAAUCAGCAAAAAAAAAACAACAAACAGCAAAUUGUGAUAAAGUAAAUAAUUAAUUAAUUAAUUCAACGUAAAAGUGAUACAACAAAAAGCCGUCGGCAAAACGAGAAGCGAACGAACAUUCGAACGAAUAUAUUCUUCGAUUCGAUUUUCGACUUUUCCACACCACACACAGAAAAACCAAUGAAAAUGGAUGUUAUUCCCGUGCAAAGUAUCUACGGCAGUGUUCUGGGAUCAAACAAAAAUAGAGAUUGGACCAGCACACUGACACGGCCAGUUACCGUGGAGAACGCCGCCUCUGUGGCUGUUAUGCCCAAGAAGGCCAAAACUGCCACCAGUGGCAACACCAACAGCAACACCAACAGCAACACCAACAGCAACACCAACAACACCAACAGCAACACCAACAGCCACAGCAACAGUAUUAAGCACAAGCAGCCAGCGAGCAAUGGUAAUGCCAGCGGCAGCAAGAAAACCAAGCCCAGCGGCAGUUACAACAGCAACUUCUUCUAUGGCGACGAGGAGGAGGUGCUGGGCACCAGCAAUAGCUAUUAUGGCCAGGCUCUGGACAUGAAGGCCAUCGACGAGCUGUCCGCACGUCUGCUGGAUGAGCUGAGGGCGGCCAAAUCACGUCAUUUGACCUGCACAGAGGUGUCGCUACCAUGUGAUCUCACGCCGAGCGUGGCCCGGGAAAUUUUCCGCGUUUCGGAGAAGGAACCCUGCGGCAUCCGCGGCUGCACCAUUUACAUUGAGUUCGAGGAUGAGCCGAAGAAUUCGCGUCGCAUUGCCUCGAUCAAGGUGGAUCCCGAUACGGUGUCCACCUUUGAGGUGUACCUAACACUGCGUCAGGAUCAUCGCGGCUGGACGUCAUUGUUGCCGCAAUUCAUGAAGAGUUUGGCCCGCACGAUUACCAUUAGUCCGGAAUAUACGAUUACCAAGAAUAAAUUGUAUUCGGCCGAUGGUUUGGGUGCCAGGCGUAGCUAUAGCUUUGGCAGUCAUGCCCAUAGUCGGCCCAGUGCGGCCAUUGCCACGCCCACCAACUAGGACGCCGUCGCCUCUUGUCCGGUCCAGAGGAUGUCUGCGGAAGGAAGGAAGUAAGAAGAAGAUGAAGAAGAAAAAAAACACCAACCCUGUGAUGAUCGAGAGCAGUAGUUUGUUGCCACUCGCCAGGAGCAGCAACAACGAAGCAAGUAUUCGAAGCCACCCCACCUACACACCACACACCACACACCACACAACACACAACACACACACAUUAGGGUACGCCAACCACACUCUCAUACUAAUACUAUAUAGGGGACCGCCCAGGCCCAAGAUUUUUGUAAUUGUGACUCUCACCACCAUUUUACUUAGAUGCGUAGUGCUAUAAACAAAAAACAAAACAAAACAAAAAAUAAUAUAUAUAACUAGAGUUUUAAGUUGUUUCUCCUUUUUCAACAAAAUACGCAAAAGCAAGAAAAACAAACAAAACGAAAUGAAACGAGGAGCGAGCGAAGUUUAAAAGAAAAAAAAAACCAACAUGAAAUUCAAAGACGGCAGCCCCACCGAGCAAGGGGAGGGGAGGGGGGGAGGGUAGGGGAAAAGGGAAAUUCCCUUUUCCUUUUUCUUUUCCCUUUUUCCCCCUCCUUAAACUCGAUUUUUGGGGUCUCGCCGGUCGACAAC
Molecule: messenger RNA, 2042 nt
Organism: Drosophila serrata
Lineage: Eukaryota; Metazoa; Arthropoda; Insecta; Diptera; Drosophilidae
Gene: scyl
Product: scylla
Biological process (GO): apoptotic process; regulation of TOR signaling; negative regulation of signal transduction
Cellular component (GO): cytoplasm
Source: RefSeq, a predicted model, not a curated record